CAAGUCGACAUCGACACCAUCGUAUCUUUGUUGCUCGAAUACGAGCUCAUGAUCAGCAUCAUCGGAAUAAUAGCGUCACCGCCUCGGAACCCAGCGGCUGCCUUGUGUGAGCUUGUUUUCCUGUGUAACGAAGUGUAUGGUCGCCGUUGUGAAGGCCGGCGGCGUCUUGAACGGCUGGGACGAUAACUUCUGGCAAGUGGGUCAGGCCAAUCAAUUUUCUACAUGACCAAAAGGCGACGAAGCGGUUCAGCUGAAGAAAGAACGCAACUGGCAGGUGCUUUCCCGUCGGUGUGAAAUUCCGACUGCCGUGUCUACUACGCCAAUGAGUUGAGGCAGGAGCAUUAGCCUGUCAUGUAGCUGCCAACGAGGAGGAACACCGCAAGACAUGACGAUCUGCUCUUGCCGAUCUCGACCACUUCAAUGUUCUUGCCUAAGCCCAGAGAAUCAGUGGCUACCCAAAGACCCGACAAUCAGAAACAUGCUUCGUAUUCCUUUCCUGUUUCUCAAUAUAUCUCCUUUGCAUCUGCCACAUCUUCAGAUCUUUUGAUUUUCUAGUUUCACUAGCAUCUCGCUGCCCUAAUUGCAUUUUUACCUUUGGACCCUAUCGACCAUACUACCUCUUGUGACUCUUGAUAUCGUUCAGGUUUCAUCGCUCCUACCUCAUAUAUUUAUUGCUCUUCGGCCUGGGUGGUGUCAUCGAACCACUUCAGCCCGUGAAAAAAGCUUCGUCCUCUCCCUCGGAUUUACUUCCUACACCAUCUGAAGGUUACCUCUGCUAUCACGCUUUUGGACUUUUGGACUCGCACUCUUUUGGAGCAUUUUGGUCCUUGUGAAAUCUACCUCCUACCUCAUCGUCUUGUCUCUCUGGUACCGGUAGUCUUGCUCCAUCAUGCGGAAAGCUCUUGGACUGGCAGCACUCGCUGCUUCACUCACACCUGUUUUGGGUGCCGUAUUUGGUUACAACUCUGGCGCACAAAAGCCAGGAGGCGUAAAGAACCAGGCCGACUACGAAAAUGAGUUCCGGGCCGCCAAAGCACUUCAGGGUGCCCCUGCUGGCGGGUUUAUCAGCGUUCGUCUGUUCACCAUGCUUCAAGACGAAAACGCUGGAAACAACCCCAUCGAAGCUAUCCCCGCUGCCAUCGCCACCAACAUGAGAUUGCUGCUCGGUAUGUGGGCCUCCGCUGGGUCAGCUAAGUUUGAUAGAGAACUCGAGGCUCUGGUGACCGCCGUCAACCGUUAUGGGGAUGCAUUUGUGAGGCUUGUUGACGGCAUCUCGGUGGGCAGUGAGGAUUUGUACCGGAACUCGGCCUCGGUGGAGGAAGGUUCAAAUCCGGGUGCCAACCCUCAGGUAAUUGUCGGCUACAUCCAAAAGGUUCGACAACGGCUGAGCAGCACGAAGCUGAAGGCCCCCAUCGGACACGUCGAUACGUGGACGGCUUGGGUAAACGGCUCCAAUGCAGCGGUGGUUGCUGCUUGUGACUGGGUCGGCAUGGACGCUUAUCCAUACUGGCAAUCGACGGCGCUUCCCAACAACGCUAUCGAGCAGAGCCCACGCCUCUUCCAAGAAGCUUUGGACAAGACCCGAGCAGCUUCGCAAGGCAAGCCGGUAUGGAUCACCGAAACUGGGCAUCCCGUGUCCGGUAGAACCUGGGGACAGUCUGUCGCCUCGGUCGAGAAUGCCAAACGAUAUUGGAACGAGGUCGGCUGCCCAAGGUUCGGAAAAGAGCCCAUCUGGUGGUACAAGUUCCAGGGCGACCAGACUGGUGCUGAACCCAACUUUGGCAUCACUCCGGCUGGGCAGCUGACAACCAAGCCACUUUUUGAUAUUUCGUGCAAGCCGCCUGGCUCAUCAAGCCCAGUUCCGAUGCCUAUGACUACAGGCCAUGCUGGAGCUGGCGGACCUCCCACGGAGUCUUCUUCAAGUGCAGCUACCUCGAGCGGAGUUGGAAACAGCCCUGCAAGUGAUGUCUCCAGUCCACCAUUGUCCACGGCUUCUGCUUUGCCAAUUCUCUCGAGUGCAGCUACCUCGAGCGGUGUCAGAAACAGUCCUAGAAGUGGUAUCUCUGGUUCGACAAUUCUCUCGAGCGCAGGUACCUCGACCGGCGUUAGAAACAGCCCUAGAAGUGGUGUCUUCUCGACGACCUCUACUUCGACAAUUCUCUUGAAUAGCACCGUGUCCUCAACGUCGUCCAGUCCCGCCACGAACACCAAUGGAGCAGAUGUGACGACUGGCUCUUUCGGUGGUGUUUUUGCUGCCUUGCUGGCUGUGGUGUUUGCCGUUUGAUCUGUUCCGCCGGCUGAUGUCGCUUGUGGAAAACUGAGUCUGUAUAUAAAGCGAUAAUUUUGGAGGCCGGAUGUUUCUUGGGAUGUACAGGAUUCGGACUACUUACUGUAAGGAUUGUGACUAGGUGAAAACGGUGUUGGCUCGGGGGACGAGGGUCGCUGUUGCACAAUGUUGUAUUGUUUGUUUUUGCCGUUAGGUUGACUCGAGUCACUCUGAUGAAUGGUUCGACACAUGGUUAUCCUUGAUGUUGACCCCAGUGCCCCUUACACGUUGUCUGAGAAUGAGACCACUGGGACAGUAUAUUGUUGGCGAUAGAU
Molecule: messenger RNA, 2601 nt
Organism: Podospora pseudocomata
Lineage: Eukaryota; Fungi; Ascomycota; Sordariomycetes; Sordariales; Podosporaceae
Exons: 3
Coding region: 890-2284 (464 amino acids)
Biological process (GO): carbohydrate metabolic process; cell wall organization
Cellular component (GO): cell surface; fungal-type cell wall; extracellular region
Molecular function (GO): glucan endo-1,3-beta-D-glucosidase activity
Source: RefSeq, a predicted model, not a curated record